UGUAGACCACGCCCACCUGGGGGGAAAACCUGUGACGUCACCGAAAAGCAUCACGGAAGUGAACUAGGCGUCGAAGCGGACAGACACAAAUAAGUUGGUGUGUCCGUUUGAUUUACGCACACAGACAGUCCAUCAUCAUGCUGGGAGGAGGGUUCAAAGCGGAGAGGCUAAGAGUCAACCUCCGGCUGGUCAUCAACCGACUCAAACUCCUGGAGAAAAAGAAAACCGAGCUUGCUCAAAAGGCGAGGAAGGAGAUUGCAGAUUACCUCUCGUCGGGAAAGGAUGAGCGAGCACGGAUCCGCGUGGAGCACAUCAUCAGAGAGGACUACAUGGUGGAGGCCAUGGAGAUCCUGGAGCUUUACUGUGACCUGCUGCUGACUCGCUUUGGCCUCAUUCAGUCCAUGAAGGAACUGGACCCAGGCCUACAGGAGGCGGUGUCCACCCUCAUCUGGGCAGCGCCUCGUCUCCAGUCAGAGGUGUCUGAACUAAAAACUGUGUCAGACCAGCUAUGUGCAAAAUAUAGCAAGGAAUAUGGCAAGCUGUGCAGGACAAACCAGAUUGGCACAGUCAACGACAGGCUGAUGCACAAGCUGAGUGUGGAGGCCCCUCCCAAGAUCUUGGUGGAGCGCUACCUGAUAGAGAUCGCCAAGAAUUACAAUGUGCCGUACGAACCGGAUGCCGUGGUCCGGCCCGAGGUGUGCGCUGGGGAGGAGGCAGACCUGAUCGAUGUGGACUUUGACAAGAAGCCUAGAGGAGGAGGAGGUGGUGGCGGUGGAGGUUUCACUGCUCCACCUUCUGCUAUGCCUAUGGCCAUGCCUAUGCCCAUGCCCAUGCCAGGCUUCAACUAUCCACCUCCCAACGGAGCCGACGCGUUUAACGUUCCCGUUGGAACCUACAACAGCUUCCCGCACCACAUGGGAGGAGGGCAGCCUCCUCAGCUGCCCACUUCUCCCCCCACAUACGAGUCUAUCGAUGACUUAACUCCCAAACCUUCUGUUCCUUCGCAGGCCGUAG
This is a messenger RNA of Larimichthys crocea (large yellow croaker), 1014 nucleotides long. Its product is annotated as IST1 homolog. The record is from RefSeq and is a predicted model, not a curated record. The annotation marks the transcript as partial. Gene Ontology annotation, biological process: protein transport. The transcript is spliced from 9 exons. NCBI's taxonomy places the organism in Eukaryota, Metazoa, Chordata, Actinopteri, Sciaenidae.